AUGAUCUUGAAGGUUAAUAAGUUUGUGAGAAAUUCUGAAGAAAUUGGUGGGUGUGUUUUAGCAUCUGAGAUAGAUGCUUUGGGAAGGGAAAAUGAAGUUGAAGAUUCUAAUCUCCUAAAGAACUCUAUGAUGAUGGAAAAGCGGGACAACAAUGUUGACGGGGAUCCUGUUAGAAAUGAUACGAAGGAAAAUUUUACUGAAGCUUGGAAGAAACCUCAGCAUAUCAAGAUUUCUUUCAGUAGGGAUCUAACAGAGAUGUCUGAUGAUGGGAUUGUAGUCAUGUUGAAUGCUGAGAAGGAAGUUUUGAAUACACAAGUUCUGAGGCACUCACUGGUUAUCAAGAUUUUAUGUUCGUUUAAAUCUGCGAAAGCUAUGGAUGAAGUUUUGAAUGGUGGUCCUUGGUAUGUGGGAGGACACAUUAUUGGGAUGGACAAAUGGCCCCCUCUUUUCAACCCCAAUUCCUUUAAGGGUAUUACUGCACCUGUUUGGAUUCGCCUCGCCUAUUUGCCUUUAUACUGUUGGGAUGAGGAGAAUAUUGCUAUUAUUGCUUCAAGGGUAGGAGUACCUAUGUUUGUUGAUGGGAAUUCUUUUAAGUGGGGGAAACGUGAAUUUGCUUGGGUUUAUGUGAGAUUAAAUCUAGAAAAUAGGCUUCCAAAUGGUGUAUGGGUCGAUGGAAUAGCAGGGAGAUUCUUCCAAAAAAUAGAGUAUGAGAAGAUUGACUUGAUUUGCUAUCAUUAUGGUAAGGCGGGACAUGAUAGAAAGGGUUUCCCUGAAGUGUGA
Messenger RNA from Dendrobium catenatum, 780 nucleotides. RefSeq lists its product as uncharacterized. The coding region runs from base 1 to 780 and encodes 259 amino acids. The record is from RefSeq and is a predicted model, not a curated record. The transcript is spliced from 2 exons. Lineage: Eukaryota; Viridiplantae; Streptophyta; Magnoliopsida; Asparagales; Orchidaceae.